Messenger RNA from Trichoderma aggressivum f. europaeum, 921 nucleotides. RefSeq lists its product as uncharacterized. The transcript is spliced from 3 exons. The coding region runs from base 1 to 921 and encodes 306 amino acids. Lineage: Eukaryota; Fungi; Ascomycota; Sordariomycetes; Hypocreales; Hypocreaceae. The record is from RefSeq and is a predicted model, not a curated record.
AUGUCGGCUCCUACGGAUUCGACCACGAACGGUGGUAGCGCCGCUCCUGGUAACGACUCAGGCCUCGAGCAACCUACCGAUGCCGUGCAGAUGAGCAAUAUCGCUCAGACAUCUGCGGUGGAUGAGAAGCCUGGAGCCGAGGCGACAACCGAUGCGCCCAAGGAGACUUCUGCUGUCGCGACGCUCUCGGUUAACCCUGUAUCUACCAGCCAAUCUACCGACCAAGGCGAGACGCCUACUCUGGACUCAUCAUCAAAAGGCAAACAGAUUGACAAUGCUCCCGAGCCUGCGGCCGAAUCAGAGGCUCUGAAAGUCGAGGAAGACAGCAAAGACGAUAUCGCUCAGCAGAAGGUUGCUAAGCAAGACGCUCCCAAGGACGUGUCCCCCAAGGAAGAUAGCCCCAAGGAAGAAAAAUCCAAAGAGGAAAAGCUGGAGGAAUCAGUCAUGGCCAUCGGCCCCGCUGAAGAGGAAAUCAAGCCGGCUGGAUCUGGACCCGACGGUCCAGUUUGCAACAUUACCCUGUUGCUAGCGUCUGGAGGCCGACACCCGUACAAGAUUGACGCGAAAUACCUAAGCAAAAGGCACGUUGACAUGCCCGAUCAGGACGACAGUGGCAACCCGGAUCCUUUCAGCAUCAGCAUCUAUACAUUGAAGGAGUUGAUUUUGCGAGAGUGGAGAUCCGACUGGGAGGCUAAACCGGCCAGUCCUAGCAGCAUACGACUGAUUCAUUUUGGUAAACUGUUAGAUGAUAAGGAGCAGCUGAAGAGGUACCAGUUCAGUUCCGAUAGCCCCAAUGUGGUCCACAUGAGCAUCCGGCCCCAGGACCUUGAUGAGGAGGAACCCAAGUCUGGGAGCAAGAGCCUCCCAGCUGGCACCACAGAUGGGGACCGUCGUGUGGUGCGGACAGUACUGACUGUUUAG